AUGAUGCGCUCGUCGGAGAAGCAUCAGGGCGUAAAAGCCAUGCACAUCAACCGUGAUCGUAUCAAGGAGAGAAUUCAAGAAAAGCACCGCGAGCAGCGGCAGCGGGUGCGGGAUAGUCGACUGGGAGGACUGCGUAGGGCGGAGAGCGGCGAGACAUCUGACCAUGCGUGGUGUGCAGGCACUCGUGAGGCAGCUGUGACGGGUCAUUCAGAGGUCGAAUCAAGCACCACACGCGCGCCUGACACCACACUGUGCUACAACUCCGACGAGAUUUUGACGACAUCGGCGGUGCAGGACUGGUCUGAUAUUGGCCACGAGUUUGGCGUCAACAUCCACGACGCUGAUGUGAUGGAGUAUUUAUUAGGUCUCGAGGAGGAGAUUCGGCAAGAACAGUUCUUUCAGUUUUACGAUCAAACAAACAGUAACGAAUGGGAAGAAUACUUCUGCUAUCUGACACGCUGA
Molecule: messenger RNA, 462 nt
Organism: Leishmania braziliensis MHOM/BR/75/M2904
Lineage: Eukaryota; Euglenozoa; Kinetoplastea; Trypanosomatida; Trypanosomatidae
Exons: 1
Coding region: 1-462 (153 amino acids)
Source: RefSeq, a predicted model, not a curated record